Zea mays is the source of this 4811-nucleotide messenger RNA. RefSeq names its product putative RING zinc finger domain superfamily protein. NCBI's taxonomy places the organism in Eukaryota, Viridiplantae, Streptophyta, Magnoliopsida, Poales, Poaceae. The transcript has 7 exons. Bases 2977 to 4560 code for a protein of 527 amino acids. Gene Ontology annotation, molecular function: ubiquitin protein ligase activity. The record is from RefSeq and is a predicted model, not a curated record.
UGCAGCUAGCCUUAUUACUUGCCGGCCCGUCACUCACCCCUCUCUCUCCCGCCGGCCCCGUUCCUCUACUAGUCCUUCUCCUCUCUCUUUCACACACACACACGCGGCCAAAUUCCGCUCUCUGCUUUGUUUACGCAGGCGACGCAAGCCACGCAGCGCGCCGCCGCCGCCGCGUCUCCUCUCCGCCCCGCGAAGCUUCCGGGGGGCCCUCUUCCUUCCUCCGCCCCAGCCCUCGAGUCGGUCUCCACCGGCGGCAGCGGGCUUCCGCGCCGGCGCCGGACUGGGUCGGCCCGGCCACGAGUAAUCUAAGGUUCACACAAGGCGCCAUGGCAAUCAUUCUAGGAGAGCACUUCAACAAGCCACUAUUCCACUAGAGUUGGUUUUUGUGAAUCUACCAUGGGGACGACCACAAGAGCCUCCGAUGAUCAAAGAUGGCAACAAUCGCAAUUGUCGCUUAAUGAUCCUUCGUUGCACCAAAGCCGAUUAAGUGGCGACAACCACCAAAACUAACAAGAAUCUGCUCAACUAGAUCAAUAGUGCCAUUAGAUUACUCCUCAAUCUCACUAAGAAUGUAUCACUGUCACUAGAUGUGGGUGAGAGAUGUUUUCGUGCUUACCAGGAUGUAUACUCAGUUGAUAUUGAUAAGCCAUGAUAUCUCCCUUAAGACCGCACAACAUCUAUUUAUAAGGUCGUAAGGCUCAACUAGUUGUUGGAACCGUAACCGGAUCCUCUGCAGUACUUCCCGGCCACCACCGUGUGGGCGCAGGGCGUGGCGGGGCCUGCACACAGUGACCCGGCAAGGGGCUACGUCCCGGGAAGUACAACAGAGGAUCCACUCGCGUUGGAAUCAACCCACUCUAGCCCGUGGGUCAUCGAACCAUCUGAACCCUAGCAUCGGACCAUAACCAAAGGUCUAACGCCCUCCGAUGCAACCAUGUGGACUAGCCGUUUAAUUUUUUUUGUCCAACAACUAUGCCCAUAUGGUUUGAUGCCCUUGAGUUCGACAACCAAAACCUUUGGGUCCGAUGACCUGUGUAAAAUAUACCUAGGAGCAGCCAACUUUCGUUGAAGUGUUGCUGAAUUUCCUUGCAAGUAUCUUGGGCUGUCUUUGUCAGUAAAAAACACUAAGGGGGGCCUCAUCUCACUCAUUGAUAAGAUCGCCUACCUCCUCCUGGGAUGGAAGGCAUCUCUGUUACACCCAGCAGGGCGUGCUACUCUGGUCAAGGCGGUUCUUACAGCAGUCCCCAUAUAUCAUUUCACCUCCGUACAAUGUCCAAAAUGGGUGUUAAAGGCAAUUGAUAAAAUUUGGAGAAGUUUUCUAUGGAAGGGUCGCAGAGAUACUCAAGGUGGCCACUGUUUGGUGAGUUGGGACCUCGUGACCUGGGGGGUCUUGGCUUACAUAACUUGGAAGCUCUUGGAUGGGCAUUAAACUUGAGGUGGCUAUGGUUGAGGAAGACUAGAACUGAGGGCCCUUGGAGGGAGUUGCAGGUACAGACCUGUGGCUUAUGCAGCAGCUUUUUUUUGCUGCUGCUAUGGUCUCAGUGGUGGGGGAUGGCGCUAAUACUCUUUUCUAGUUGGACAAUUGGCUUCAUAGUUCAUCCAUCUCAGUCUUAGCUCCGGCUCUGGUUGCUACAAUUCCUAAACGUAUUGUUGGACGACAUUCUGUUCAGGAGGCCCUCAAUAACCUUCAAUGUGUUCAAGAUAUACAGGGACAUCUUUCUGCUCAAGUCUUAAAUGAUUAUCUCUGGUUAUGGGACAUGCUAGGCUAGAGGACUUUCAGCUUGCGCCAGGGGUUCCUGACCACCUUUCCUGGUCUCUUACUGCAUCGGGUCUUUUUUCCUCGAAAUCAGCUUAUCGCGAUUUCUUCUUGGGGUCGAUCCAGUUCGAGCCAGCUAGUCGCAUUUGGCAUAGUUGGGCUCCUCCGAGGUGCCAAUAGUUCAUGUGGUUUGCCACCUUGAACAGGUGCUGGACAACAGACAGAUUAGCACGCCGUGGUCUCGACCACCCCGUCCUAUGUUCUCUUUGUGAUCAGGAGGAGGAGAGCAUGGAACACUUUAUGAUUCAAUGUGUGUUUGCUAGAGGUAUCUGGUAUGAGGUCCUAGCCUUGGUCAAUCUCCAGCACCUAGCCCCGAGUUCUCAAGUUGUCAAUUUGCAAGAAUGGUGGAGAGUUGCGGAAAAGGGGUACCAAAACAGCACAGGAAAGGUUUCAAUUCUUUGGUUCUGUUGGGGGCUUGGUGGAUUUGGAAACAUGGGAAUGCAUGCAUCUUUGAGGGUACAUCGCCUCACGCUCCUACCCUAAUUGGAAUCAUCAAAGAGGAGGUUGCACUGUGGUGUAAAGCAGGGGCUGCUGGUUUGGAGGCUCUGUGGCCCCUGUAAUUAUUUGUUCUUAGUUUCUUAUCUAUGGACCCCUUUGUGUAUGCUUCUACUUGGCCUCCAUGAGGAGACCUAAACUUUGUAUUGGCCUUUUGGGCUUGGUUUUUCUCUUUCUUCUUAAUUAAUAUGCAGUUCUCCUGUAUAUUCGAGAAAAAAGUGUCAAGAUCAGUAUUCCUUAUACUCUUUACUAGCUGUUUAUCUGUCAAGGGAUGCAAACGAUUCAGUGUAAAACCUUAUAGUGCAUUUUCUUGUCAGUUAAGGAAGAAUAAUUUGGACUGCAUAUAUUUCACAACGUACACAUCUCAAAAAGGGUGCCUCUUCCAUAUUUUUGGUGUGGUUUUUUUUAUGAAUUGGUUGAAAUUCUGAAUUCUUGCUGUUUCAUCUUGUUGUGCAUCGAUGUGCUCAUUCAGAAUUGUGUUUAUGUAUCCAUGAACUGGAAAUCAAACAGCGAAUAUUGAAUGAACUUGGAUGAUUUUGGCAAUUGUUUUGUGAUAUCUUGGUAUGCGUUCAUAUGUGUCUUAAUGUUAUGUGAUACUGAAUUAGUGAUAUUGAUUUUUGUUUUCAUUUCCAGAUUAUUAAGGGCAGGCAGACAUUACUUGUUUUAUGGCUAGAAAUAAUGAGGGUCAUCUCCAGCUGCCAGAGAUGGAUCAUAUUCAACCCAAGAACACCCCGCACAAUGAACCACUGCCUCUAGGCCAGAAGCUUAUGCUGCAUCAUGGAAGUGAUGCACCCCUUAGAAUUGGUCAUUCAAGUCAUGAGAAUAUGAGACUUAGAUCAAAUGAUCUUCCACCUUUAAGUCACACUGUGCAAACUCAAGGUUAUAGAGUUGGGAACCCAGGAGCCUCGCAUGCUCCUUUUGUUCAUUGUCAUGCUGGAAGUUCCAGUAGUCAUUUACCAGAACCUGCUGUGAAUUAUCCACAUAGGUCGGAGGAAGGCUUUGCUCCAGUGGGUUCCCAUAUGGACAACAGAAGGGCUGCAACGAAGCGAAAAGAUCCUAUUGUGCACCCUGCUGGGAUCAGUGCUACUGGUUAUUAUGUUGGAAGUUCUUCCAAUACUCAGCUAUCUAACUCUGUGCAGCCAAAUCCUGCUCCACUUUCUGAGCCCUUACUUCGUCAAAUACCUUUAAGCAUUGACCGAAGUGGUUGGGAUGGCCUACACUUAAUUCAUCAAGAAGGAUUUCAGAGGAAUGUGAGAGCACGCCAGCGCCACAGCCAUAAUAUUUCAUUAGAGCCCAGAACAGCUUCAACCUACCCACUAAACAGUGUUCAUGUGCCAUCAUUUGGUUCAACUACAAGUGCUUCCUUAAGUAUGUCAGUGGAAAGGAACCAAGCAUCUGUUUCUGUGCCAACAAGAAAUGUACCAUCAGGUGCACCAGGUAUCACUAGCAGGUCCCUGACAAGGAGGGCUUACUAUCCUGUGGUUGGAAGUAGCAACUCAAGCGUUGAUGUCGUUCCAACUAUCUGUGGAUCAUCUGGCGCAGCAAUAUUUGCUAAUGGUGGCUAUGCUCUUAAUGCUGAUGCUGGAACUGUUUCUAUCUACCCUAAUCCAGCUCCUGCUACUUCAUCUGGCUCUAUAACCAUGCCCAUGCCCAUGCUCCAUCAGAUGGUCAUUCAGAGCCAUCCACCUGCUACCUCUGCAGCAACCUCUACAUCCAUGUGGAUCGCUCAACCAUUACCUGCCAGAACUGCUGCGGCUUCUAGACAUGCAAGACGCGUAUCAGCAGGGCUUGCCAACAAUGGAAGGUACAGAAGGGCUAGGAGCUCUUACUACAGCCUUCAUCCACUGAUGAUGGUAGAGGCAGAGCGGUUCAUGAUGGACCAGUUGGUCUUUUACGAAUCAAGAGCAGCAGCCGCUGACCCCCACAGGGACAUGAGACUGGACAUCGACAACAUGAGCUACGAGGACCUGUUGGCUUUGGGAGAAUCUAUGGGCAAUGUCAACACAGGCUUGGCCGAUGAGAAAAUUUCGAAGUGCGUGAAAGAAGUGGUCUGCUGCAGUUCCGACCAGAUGCAAACCGAUCAAGAUGACCAGGAUGACGACGGAAGCUGCGUCAUCUGCCUGGAGGGUUACAGAGACAAGGAUAUGCUGGGGAUACUGAAAUGCAGGCACGACUUCCACGCCGGCUGCAUCAAGAAGUGGCUGCAGACGAAGAACUCGUGCCCGGUGUGCAAAGCCGCCGCCGCCUAGGACGACACCAGAGGAGCGAGCAACUAUUUUGUGCUCCUCCUCGAUCCAUUCAUUUUUUAGGCUCAGGUCGAAUUAUAUAUGCCGUUCCAUUCUUUUGAUUCCUGGCAGUCGUGUAAAUAAAUGCUCUGUGUUGGUUAUUUUAGUUAUCACUUGGGUUACAUUAGCCCAAAUUCUCCUGUUGCAUUGUAAACAAUCCAGUGGUGAAGGCAAUUGAUCAAGUGGUUGCAAGCGCAUGUCGUGAAUGGUUUUCG